AUGAAGACUACACAAUUAGACAUCAUUUUUGCCAUCAUUUUGUCACUCUCUGUUUGUGGAACUUACCUUCCACAAAUUAUUUACGUUGCCAAAGAUGGUACAGGCCAAUACAACACAAUUGGAGCUGCUAUUGCAGCCUCUCCCAACUACAGUACUUCCCGAACAUACAUAAAGGUAAAACCCGGGAUUUAUAGAGAAAACAUCGUGGUUCCCGAAAUAAAGACCAUGCUAACCCUCAUAGGGUAUGGCAUGUACAAAACCAUAGUGUCUGGGGAUAGAAGUAAUGGAAGUGGAUUCCAUACGGACAAGACAGCUACUGCAGACAUAUAUGGGCAAAAUUUUCUUGCAGUCGACAUCACAAUUGAAAACACAGCUGGAGCAGCCAACCAGCAGGCCGUGGCACUAAAAAGUGAAGCACAGUCUACUUUCUAUCGGUGUAGGUUCUUGGGAUACCAAGAUACCUUGUAUGCAAAAGCUGGAAUGCAAUUUUACAGAGACUGUGAAAUAUUUGGGACUGUGGACUUCAUUUUUGGAAACGCAGCAGUAGUUUUUCAAAACUGUAGGAUUUUCGCUCUUGAACCACUUCCUGGACAGCUAAACACAAUUACAGCUCAAGGAAGAGAUAAUUCCAAAGAAGAAGUAGGGACAAUCUUUCAUAACUGCACCAUUCUAGGUGCUGUUGACUUACAAGGGUCUGUAAAGACUUACUUUGGAAGACCAUGGAGAUUCUACUCAAGGGUUGUUAUUAUGCAGUCAGAGAUUCAUCCACUUAUUGAUCCACAAGGGUGGAUGAAGUGGGAUGACACUAGUCCUCUGGAUAAACUGUUUUAUGCAGAGUAUGAUAAUAGAGGCACUGGUGCAGAUACCUCUAGGAGAGUCACAUGGCCAGGACGAGUAUUGUUGAAUACUACUGCUCAGGCUAAUUAUUAUACCGUUAGAAAUUUUAUCAGCGGAGAAAAAUGGAUUCCUGCUACAGUUCCACGUUUUCUAGAUUUAAUAUGA
This is a messenger RNA of Impatiens glandulifera, 1002 nucleotides long. Its product is annotated as pectinesterase 2-like. Gene Ontology annotation, biological process: cell wall modification. The transcript has 2 exons. Gene Ontology annotation, molecular function: pectinesterase inhibitor activity; pectinesterase activity. The coding region runs from base 1 to 1002 and encodes 333 amino acids. NCBI's taxonomy places the organism in Eukaryota, Viridiplantae, Streptophyta, Magnoliopsida, Ericales, Balsaminaceae. The record is from RefSeq and is a predicted model, not a curated record.